AUCCGUGAGCGGCGGAUCCCGCCACAGUCGCUGCAGCGCUUCGAGGUUCGUCUCUCUCCUCUUCACGUCUCGGCCUCUGGCAUUGAGUCGCGCCCACCUCGUCGUGUGCUUUCCGGGAAAGCAACUUGGAGCAGUCUCUCUCCCUCUCUCACUCUUGUUGUUGUUGUCGCUGUUGUCGCAGCGGCGACGGCAGCGGCGUAUAGAGUUGCGUAAUUAGUUCCGUUCGCAAAGACGGGACAUUGCCACCAUCUUCACACAACACCGUGAGCCACCAGACCGCACAUACCUCGUCUGUUAUUGAGCAGCAAGUAUGAAUGUGCCUCCUCCAGACCAGUUCGGAAAUGACUUCAACAAGGCUCCAGGUGGAGCGCCGAUGGGGGGGGAGAAUCCGGGGCCACAUGGGUAUGCCCAUCCGCCCGGUUACCUCCUGCAGGGCCCGAACGGCCCUCAAGCACCACCACCGCCGUAUGACUACCCCAGGCAGCAACUGCCUGGACACCCGGGCUACCCAGGCCACCCGAGCUACGCGGGACCAUUGGUGGGGCCCAACCCUGCAGCGGCAUACCCACCAGGCCCUCCGGAACCACAAGGAGCGAACGCCGGGCAGCCACUGCCGCCCCAGUUGAUGCAGCCGCAGGGCUACUUGAUGGUGCCCAACGUGACGGUGGUGCAGCAGCCCCUGCGCACGCCAGACCCCGUGGCCGUCACGUGCCCGUCGUGCCAGCAGCCGGUGGUCACAAAGACGAGCACCUACCCAGGCUUGCUCGCCUGGCUCAUAGUGGGCGGAUUGUUCCUCGCCGGCCUGGUGUUGCUGAUACCGCUGCUCUUCUGCUUCGUCCCCCUGUGCAUCCCCUCCUGCCACGACGUCCGCCACCGGUGCCCCAACUGCAAGGCCAACAUCUACACCUACACGCGCAUGUGAUUGCCUCCGCCGCCUUCCCACGGAAGGAAACCCGGACGGCGGGUUUGACCCAAGGCUCGUAAAAAAA
Messenger RNA from Petromyzon marinus (sea lamprey), 989 nucleotides. Its product is annotated as lipopolysaccharide-induced tumor necrosis factor-alpha factor homolog. Gene Ontology annotation, cellular component: cytoplasmic side of late endosome membrane; nucleus; cytoplasmic side of lysosomal membrane. Gene Ontology annotation, molecular function: zinc ion binding. The record is from RefSeq and is a predicted model, not a curated record. NCBI's taxonomy places the organism in Eukaryota, Metazoa, Chordata, Hyperoartia, Petromyzontiformes, Petromyzontidae.